AUGCUCGACUCGGUAACUGAUAUAGCCAUAGUCGAUGCGACGAGAGUGCCUUAUCCGCAUGGAGCUUUGAACGACAAGCAAGCCAGGAAUGCAUUGCCAACAGAUCAUUGUUUACUGAACGCGGAAAGUUUGGAGAUUCUGAACCGCUUCGGCUUACUAGAGGAGCUAACCGAGUUCGCUAAACCGGUUCAGGGAGCCGACAUUAUAGAUUGUUCCACAACUGUGAAUGUUUUGCAGAUUGUGAAGGAAGUGAAAAGAUUUUCAAAGAACAAGUGCGCCAAGUUUCAUAGCGGUUUAGUUGUGGAGCAGUGGAAGCUAGAGAGGUAUCUGAUGGACCAUUUGUCGUGUAUGAACGUGGAUUUUUUUCGGUACCAUGUGGCGACAAAGAUUGUGAUUAACGGGACGAGCAUGGAGGAGUAUCCGAUUAGUGUGUUCUACCGGGAGUGUAACCCCUACGGACUAGACUGGACGGCGGGUAAGGCCCAGUCGUUACCGCACACAUCUUCGCUGGAUACAGUUGUGGUGCAUUCGGAUAUGGAUUUGAAUACGAGUGUAAAAUGUGUCUGUUGUCGUUAUUUGGUAGGCGCGGAUGGUCAUUACAGUAUUGUCCGUCAAGCCAUUAAAUCUACGUUGGUUAAGCUGCCACAGAAAAGCUAUGAAUAUCUUCUUAUCGACGUCGAAGCGGAAGAAGACGAAGCGGAAAACACUAUCGGGUCAGACGCAAACUCACAACACUACCGCAUCCUACAUAAGGAACAGGGAGCCUGCAUUGUGUACUCUUAUGCACACCCGGGCAAGUACCGAAUCAUCACCCGACGCCCCAAGCGGGACGACGAACAGUAUCUUGGUACUCCAGGACAACCCGCCGCCGAUGAUGACAUCCCCGAGCCUGCAAAAAGCAAUCGCUCAAUGGGAGGCAGGUCUACGGAGGGCCGGUCAACGGAGGGUCGAUCCACGAAAAGUCGCUCCGUUGAGGGUCGGUCCACAGGCGGUCGGUCCACAGGCGGUCGGUCCACAGGCGGUCGGUCCACAGGCGGUCGGUCCACAGGCGGUCGGUCCAUGCAGGGCGAAGCUGGCCCGUCAAAUGAAGUUGUUUACAAGGCGCCGGGGGGGCCUGCCUCGCUUCUCGACGACACGCCAGCCCCUGGCGGGGACCACGGCCGUGCCGCCGGUCGAGACGGGGCGGCUGAGAUUGACAGCUGGCUGGGCGAAGACACCGAUGCCGAGGGGGGGUGUGCACCGGCAUUUGCAUCGAGUGGCGGAGGCAUUAGCCUAGGUAACUCCGCCUGUGGGCUGGCCCUUGGCUUGGACGGCAGGCUGCCUUCUGAGAAGCAGUUUUCGGACGGCAGAUUGCAAAAGAAGGGUAGCAAUCUCCAAGACUCGACAACCCACCAGCCGAGCAGGGACGACUUCCAGCCGAGCCGGGACGGCUUCCAGCCGAGCCGGGACGGCUUGGAAAGCAGUGACCCCCUCAGCAAAGGUCUGGGUGAGGGGCUGCAUUUGCCCAUUGGCCAGCCGUCCGCGGGUGGUGAGCAGGUCGUGGGGUCUGCCGGAGGCGCGUCGGCAGCUGGCAAGCCGGCGACGUCAGAGCCGUGGUCGGUAUUGAGCCGACUGAGUUCGUACCGGCGGCGGCGGCCGCCGACGGCACAGCAAUUGGAGACGAUUGUGAGUUCGUUAUUCGGCGAUGUGCGCGAAAUAACUUGGUGUCGUUGCCUGAGUGUGGACUACGAGUUGACUGAGGAGUGUGCGAAGGUAGUGAACUCACGGUCGGCGGUGUUCCUGGUUGGUAGCGCGGCGCGUGGUUGUCCGCCGCUAUGGUCGGGGUCGCUCAAUAUGGCGGUGCAGGACUGUUAUAGUCUGGCUUGGCGGCUGCACAGUAUCGUAGGUUGGCGAAUCGCGAACCAGCGACUGGUACAGAGCUACAACCGCGAGCGCGUGCUGAGCACCUACCAGUACUUCCAGCAACAAAUGGAACGCACCGACACCCUACUCGCCUACCAACGUAUCGCCCCAGCCAGCGGCGUUCGCAAAGUCAUGCGCAAGUUCUGGAAAAAAGAGGAACAGGAACUCGCCCAAGACCUCAACGCCGUCGUACUUAGCAGCACUUGCGGCUCCGGCCAGUACAGCACACUCGUUGGUGCCGCCCGCUACGCCGGUGGCCACCCCAGCGGCAUCCACCUCGCCACAGGUGUUUCUGCGGUCCCGACGGGGCCUCCGGGGGCGCUGAUGGGACGUAGUCAGAGUGUGGCAUCUAUGUUAGCGGACAAGUUGUUAGCGCCACGGUCUCCGCAGCCGGGCGAUGCUUUGUGGAACGCCGUUGGUGUGGUGGACGGGGGAUUUGGGAAGUUGCCGCAGGUGAAGGUAAUUUCGUUUAAUGCGGCCGAUGAGACGAGUCAUCGUGUGACGGACCUGACUGACUUGGGUAAGCUGAGUCUGGGGACGCACAUGGUGUUAUUGGUGCUGCGUGUGCUGCCUUAUGGGUCGCGCGUGAAGACGAUUUUCGGUUGCGAAAGGCCGGAGCUGGCGCCCCGUUAUGAGGCGAAGGAUGUGGACGCUCUAGCCCUGCUUAGUCGUCGUACCAAUGGCCUGCCAUUCACGCCCUAUUGGGUCUUCACGCCUGCGGGCGAGAAGCCCAAAGAGGUCGUGUCGGUUCAAAAACAGAUCGAACAAAUUCCUGCUGACCUGCGCCGACGCGUGUCCGAAAAGGAACUCACUACUCUCGACCCCGAUACCGAAGUCGUUGAUGCCCUCCAGUUCAAGUUCAGCACCAGCGAACGCAUCCUCGCUAAAGAGACAUGUGCACGUACCGGCGACGAUGCCAGACCCUGUGGCGCGGGCUUCGCUAUCGUCCGCCCCGACGGCGUCAUUGCUCUAAAGGGGCUGGUGACUGACACCGCCGCCCUCGCCAUGUUCGACCUGUACCUGGCCGAACAUGCUCCCUCGCUCAAACCCUAA
Gregarina niphandrodes is the source of this 2955-nucleotide messenger RNA. Its product is annotated as FAD-binding domain protein. The transcript is spliced from 2 exons. Gene Ontology annotation, molecular function: FAD binding. NCBI's taxonomy places the organism in Eukaryota, Apicomplexa, Conoidasida, Eugregarinorida, Gregarinidae. The record is from RefSeq and is a predicted model, not a curated record. Bases 1 to 2955 code for a protein of 984 amino acids.